Messenger RNA from Lodderomyces margitis, 1434 nucleotides. RefSeq names its product glucosaminyl-phosphotidylinositol O-acyltransferase (gene GWT1). Gene Ontology annotation, molecular function: glucosaminyl-phosphatidylinositol O-acyltransferase activity. NCBI's taxonomy places the organism in Eukaryota, Fungi, Ascomycota, Pichiomycetes, Serinales, Debaryomycetaceae. The record is from RefSeq and is a predicted model, not a curated record. The transcript has a single exon. The coding region runs from base 1 to 1434 and encodes 477 amino acids. Gene Ontology annotation, cellular component: membrane; endoplasmic reticulum. Gene Ontology annotation, biological process: GPI anchor biosynthetic process; protein localization to plasma membrane.
AUGUCUUCCUUGAAACAAUUAAAAGAGAGCUUUGUGUCAGAUUUGACUGGUGGAUCAAUUGAAGAAAUCUACUUGGUGACGUCGGUGGCCCUAACAUCAUACCUAGCGUACAAGUUCAUCAAUGACUCAAUCACCCAAUUGCCUUUGAUUUAUGAUUACGUCAUUAACGUGUUGGCCAUACUUGCAGCCAUUACAAUUUACAGCAACAAUACUGCUUUUCUACAUUACUCAAUAUUUAUCCCGUCUUUGCUAAUUUACGUCCUCAAUCAUUAUACAAGCAAUGACAAGAUAAGAAAACACAGACCAUCAAACAAGCCAAAUGAUGACCUUUUGUCCCGAAAGCAGUUCCUCACUGCUUAUAGGUCGCACAUGUUGAUAAUUACCAAUUUAGCUAUUUUGGCAGUAGAUUUCAGAAUCUUCCCCAGAAGGUUUGCCAAGGUAGAGACGUGGGGUACUUCGAUGAUGGAUUUAGGAGUGGGAUCGUUUGUGUUUUCAAUGGGAUUGGUAAACUCGAGGCAAUUGAUCAAAGCUCAUUCCCUGUACAAGUUCAACUUGAAUGCCUACCUUAGAAUAAUAAAGCAAAGCACGGUCAAAGCACUACCCUUGUUAGUGUUGGGAUUGGCUAGGUUUGUCAGUGUAAAACAGCUAGAGUAUCAAGAGCAUGUCACCGAAUAUGGAAUUCACUGGAACUUUUUCAUAACUUUGGGAUUAUUGCCAGUUUUAUUAGGAGUCUUGGACCCAUUACUUAGCGUUUUACCGAGAGUAGUGGUUGCAUUUGCUUUAAUUGCAUUGAAUGAAUUAUUGUUAAAGAAGACGAAAGUGCUUCUGAUAAUUUUGUCUAGUGAAAACAGGAUGGAUAACUUGAUAACAAUGAAUAAGGAAGGCCUCUACUCGUUCAUGGGAUACUUUGCUAUAUUCGUAUUUGGCCAAUCGUUUGGAUCGUUUGUUCUAACUGAUUAUCCUACAAAGAACAAUUUGAUUUGCAUAAGCAAAACUAAAGUUUCUCGCAAAACUACCAAUUUCCUAUCUGUCCCCACAACACAAGGUUUGCUUAUAUCAACUGUAUUUUAUCAAGUUUUGUUCACGCUUGUACGAAAUUCUGAUAACUUUACAAGCAUUUCGAGGAGAUUGGCCAAUGCUUCGUACGUUUUGUGGGUGGUUUCCUACAACUCUGUGUUCUUGUUGGGUUACGACAUAAUAGACAAAUUGAUACCCGGGAAAACCAAGGCUGCUUCCGAAUUGUUGGAGGGAGUUAAUAACAAUGGGUUGUUUGCAUUUUUAUUGGGUAAUCUCUUGACUGGAUUGAUUAACAUGCUGAUCAACACGUUAGAAGUUUCCAAUACGGUUGCCUUUUUGAUUUUAAUUGGUUAUAGUGCCGUAUGGAUAUCUACAGCGAUAGUAUUGAAUCGCAAACACGUUUAUAUCAAGCUAUAG